Messenger RNA from Diversispora eburnea, 522 nucleotides. The record is from the annotation of a GenBank genome assembly. NCBI's taxonomy places the organism in Eukaryota, Fungi, Glomeromycota, Glomeromycetes, Diversisporales, Diversisporaceae.
AUGAGUAAACCUUUUAUGGUUAAUCAUUUAUCCGGCAGUAAAGAAGGAGGAUUUUUAACAUUAUGUGUUUUAGUAAUGAACAUGCAAGCGUAUGUUGAUUCAUUACUUUUUUUUCUAAGCCUUUCAAACUACAGUAAAAAUAGAUCGGUAAUAAUUAAUCCCAAACCCAUUAAUUUGGUUAGUAAAGUUGAAUCACCUCUUUAUGACGAAAGUAUUGGAACCCCUGAAGAGAGCGUUCGUCGUAAAGAGGGAAAUGCACGAAAAAAGAAAAUCAAAGGACUGGAAAAGAGUGGUGGUCUUAAUCCAUUUAAAAAUCAACAUAAUAAUCUUAACGAUGAUUUUUCCAAUGAAGCACCGAGAUCAAGUGAAAAAAUUAUAUCUGUCGCAAAUGAACCCAUAAAAACGAUUUCUUCCAAUAAACAACAACAUAAAGAAGGAGUACAUAGACGUAAGGGUUUUGAUCUGAAUUUAGAAGUUGCAACAUUAAGGCGUAAGGCUCUAGUCGAACCUAAAGGCAUCUGA